Molecule: messenger RNA, 703 nt
Organism: Teleopsis dalmanni
Lineage: Eukaryota; Metazoa; Arthropoda; Insecta; Diptera; Diopsidae
Product: eukaryotic translation elongation factor 1 epsilon-1-like
Exons: 3
Coding region: 80-619 (179 amino acids)
Biological process (GO): positive regulation of DNA damage response, signal transduction by p53 class mediator
Cellular component (GO): cytoplasm; aminoacyl-tRNA synthetase multienzyme complex; nucleus
Source: RefSeq, a predicted model, not a curated record
AUAAUUUUAACAUUUAAUAUAAAAUUAUUAUUGAAUAUAAAAAUAUAUAUCAUCAUAUACUUAGUUAAUUAAAAUAAAUAUGUGUGACGUAGAUGCAAUUACUAAAAUAGCCAAUUGUCUUGGUGUGCCUGCUGGUAAGGUGACACUCAACGAAGAAAAGGUUGUUACACGUACAAAUAUUGAUAACAAAAAAGUUACUGGUUUUGCCACUAUUCUUAACGCAUUGGCAAAGGAAUCAAAAUCAGAAACUGCACAAAACAGUUGUGCAACACGUGAAAUCGAAGCCCAAGUGUAUCAAUGGAUUGAGUUUGCUGUUUUGUAUGUAGCACCAGGAUCUAAAGACAAGCAUGUAGCACAAGGAUUAUUAAGAGAUUUUAAUAAAUUGUUCCUAUGCAAGUCAUAUUUAGUAGGACACUUCAUAACUCUUGCAGAUUUGGCUGUUUUUUAUGCAAUAUAUGACUUAGUGAAAUCUCUUUCGCCUAUUGAUAAGGAAAACUACUUAAAUCUUUCUCGUUGGUUUGAUCAUCUGCAGCAACGCCCAGAGAUACGUCAAGGAGAAAACCUGCUCAAUUUUACUACAAUUUAUUUGCAUGGCUGGGCCACAGGAACUCACAUCUAAAUACCCCAUUAUGAUAUUAAAUACUUUAAUUACGUGCUUUAUCUAUUUUAUUUAUUAAUUAAUUGUGUCAUUAUUAAUUUGAUA